GUUCAAGUCCAUCUCCGCCUGUUCAGCAGAAUGAUCCUCCCUAGUAUCUUCCAACUGACUACCUUGUGUCCGUUGCUCCAUCCAGAUUCACCAUGGCUUCAGAUCUAGAGACCAUCCGCAUUGGCUAUGUGCCUGAACACUACCUUACGCCUCUCCACCUGGCGCUGCGCUCCCCAGCCCUGGCUGCUCUCCCAUUCAAGCUCUCUCUGAUUCCCUUCCCCUCUGGAACGGGACACAUGAUCACGUCUCUGCGUGAGAAGGAAAUCGAUGUCGCCAUUGGAUUGACCGAGGGUUGGGUAGCUGGCCUGGCUGGUAAGCAGCAAGCCCAGAAGGACCCCUCGGAGGGCGGCUACAAGGUGAUCGGACACUGGGUCGAUACGCCUUUGCGCUGGGCCAUUGUCACAGGUCGGGAGAGAGAAGAUAUCCACACGGUGGCUGAUCUCAAGGACAAGCGCGCUGGUGUCAGUCGUCUCGGAAGUGGCUCCCACAUCAUGUCUUUCGUCCUCGCUCAGAAGCAAGGCUGGAAGCCUGACUCGCUGUCCACUGUGCCCUUGGGCCCCUUCGCUGCUCUCCGCAAUGGAGUGACCGGAUACGAUUCGGAGCAUCCCGAGCAGGAGCCGAAGCCCACGGCCGAGUUCUUCAUGUGGGAGCACUUCACCACGAAGCCGUAUUUCCAUCCCACUGAAGAGAAGCCUCAUCCCGCCUUGAAGAAGAUCGGUGAGAUCUACACUCCCUGGCCGUCUUGGAUGAUCGUGGCGUCUACUUCAUCUUUCUCAGAUCUGGAAGCGGAUGGCAAACUGCAACAGCUGCUCAAGCUUCUGGAUCAGGGCAUCAAGGACUUUGAAGCCGACACUGCUCAGGUUGUGAAGCUCUUGGGUACUGGGGAGUUGGGCUGUAACUACGGAGAGGAGGAUGCUAAGGAAUGGCUCAAGGAUGUCAAGUUCACAGAAUCGACUCGGGGUGUGCAGAGGAAGCUUGUUGAGGGUGUGGUGGACGUUCUCAAAGUGGCAGGAGUGAUUGACAACAGCAUGACCAAUGAUGAGGCCGUCGCAAGGGUCAUUGGCAUCCAUCAAUGAAAGCCAUGAAUUACCUAGGCCCCUACCAUCAACGGCGGCAAAUCUGAGGCAUCUGUGUGCAAUGCCACAUAGCCCGGCACCUUUGUGUUCGUUAUGUUAAUUAUGAUCUCUCAACUCACUGGCUUCGGCAGAAUUUGGAUAAAUUGGACAAGCAAUUGAUUUCUG
Aspergillus piperis CBS 112811 is the source of this 1241-nucleotide messenger RNA. RefSeq lists its product as uncharacterized. The record is from RefSeq and is a predicted model, not a curated record. Lineage: Eukaryota; Fungi; Ascomycota; Eurotiomycetes; Eurotiales; Aspergillaceae. The coding region runs from base 93 to 1076 and encodes 327 amino acids. The transcript is spliced from 3 exons.